AACUGUCAUUUUCUAUCCGAAAAUGUAAAUAAACAAAUUUAAGUAAAGCGCGGCGAAAAUUUCGAAAACUUAAUGUUUUUUUUAUUUAGGAUUUCUUCACGCAUUUCAUUUUAUGCAUUUUCCCUCAUGAUUUAAACUCUUAUGAUUACCUGAUUUUUGUAUAUACUGUACAUACUAUUGAAUGAUAUCAUAAUGCCUAAUAAAUCAAAAUCAUCAAUAUCUAAUCAAAAGCGUGUUAAAAAUGAAAAGGAAUCAAAGAAAACGAAAUCUAUCAGUAUUUGUUUUAAACAUCAUUUUACCAAUGAAGAAAUCAAAGAUCUGCAAGAAAAUCUUUUAAAGUGGUAUGAUAAGGAACAACGUAAAUUACCUUGGCGUGACAUAGCUAAAACAGAAACUGAUGCUAAUAUUAGAGGCUAUGCUGUCUGGGUGUCAGAAAUUAUGUUGCAACAAACUCAAGUUGCCACUGUUAUUCCAUAUUUUAACAAAUGGAUGAAGAAAUGGCCCACUGUGAAACAUCUUGCUGCUGGGAAGCUUGAAGAAGUGCUACAAAUGUGGGCAGGUCUAGGUUACUAUUCUAGGGGAAGGAGACUUCAUGAGGGAGCUAAAAUUAUAAUGGAAAAACUUGGUGGCAAUAUUCCUCAGGUGGUGCCACAGUUGAUGAAAUCCAUUCCAGGUAUUGGACAAUAUUCAGCUUCAGCGAUUGCAUCUGUUGCAUUUCAAAAAAAUGUGGGUGUUGUUGAUGGUAAUGUAAUCAGAGUUUUAUCCAGAAUUAGAUUGAUUGGUGCAAACGUAUCUCAUCCAGGUGUCCGUGAUCAUUUAUGGGAGCUUGCAAAUAAAAUAGUUUCUAAUAAAAGACCAGGAGAUUUCAAUCAAGCCUUAAUGGAACUUGGUGCUGUUGUCUGUACGCCUCAAAAUCCUAACUGUGCAAAAUGUCCUGUUAGUAGUUGCUGUGCUGUUUAUUCUUUAGCUGAAAAAAGUAAAUUAAAUGGAACUCUAGAUAGUUUUGUUAAAAAUAGUUCAGCUAAGAAAAAAUCUUCUGAUGACAUUCCUGAUAUUGAAAAUGUUGCCGGGUGCAAUUUCUGCUUGCCAUCUUCAGUGUGGGAACAAAACCCCCAAGUUACAGCUUAUCCCCGUAAAGUAGAAAAGAAAAGUGCCAGAGAAGAGAAAGUGAAUGUCAUUGUGAUAAAAAACAAGAAUAAGUACUUUGUUGUGAAGAGACCUGAAAAGGGCUUGCUGGCUGGAUUGUGGGAGUUUCCUAGUAUAGUAAUGCCAGAAGUGCCAUCUGAUUCAAUAGACGUGAAUGUGUUUAUGAAAGAAUUGGGCAUUCCAAACUGUUUGCUUUCAUCUAAACAACAUGUUGGUGAAGUUAUUCACUUAUUUUCUCAUAUACAUACAACAUACAUUGUAGACUAUGUGGUCGUCAAUGAGCCCAUAAAGCCAAGUACUUCGGAAAGAGAAACAAAAUGGAUUUCAGAAGAAGAUAUAAAAACAGAGGCAAUAUCUACUGCUAUGAAAAAAGUGUUUGCUCUUUUUAGGAAACUAGAGGAUUCACCCAAUAAAAAGCCAACAAAUAAGAAGCGGAAACUUACAGCUGAUUCAAAUCAGAAGUCCAUAAAAUCAUUCUUCCGGAAAUCAUAGAUUUAACUUAAUGUACCUGUAACAUUUUUUUUAAUUAUUUCUUUAAAAAUAUUCAUGCAUAGAAACUAAUGAUUUAAUAAAUUUUUAUAAUGACAAAUUCAAAAUACAUUACAAAUCUUACCUCACAAAAAUGCCUUACAAAUCUUAUGAAGGCUUGAAAAUAAAUAAUUAAGUGUACAAAUUUUUCCCUUUUUCAAAAAUUUUUGUUAAUUACUCAAAGUAAAAGUCUAUUAGAUCAUUCUUUCAGAAAUCUUGAGAAUGCUUGUAUUGUUUUCAUAUUUAUUGUGUAUAUUGCAUGUAUAAUUUUAAUUUUAUAACUGAUUUUA
Messenger RNA from Parasteatoda tepidariorum (common house spider), 1964 nucleotides. RefSeq names its product adenine DNA glycosylase. Gene Ontology annotation, molecular function: adenine/guanine mispair binding; 8-oxo-7,8-dihydroguanine DNA N-glycosylase activity; purine-specific mismatch base pair DNA N-glycosylase activity. NCBI's taxonomy places the organism in Eukaryota, Metazoa, Arthropoda, Arachnida, Araneae, Theridiidae. Gene Ontology annotation, biological process: base-excision repair; mismatch repair. The record is from RefSeq and is a predicted model, not a curated record. Gene Ontology annotation, cellular component: nucleus.